Molecule: messenger RNA, 1137 nt
Organism: Harpia harpyja (harpy eagle)
Lineage: Eukaryota; Metazoa; Chordata; Aves; Accipitriformes; Accipitridae
Gene: APLN
Product: apelin
Exons: 3
Coding region: 1-336 (111 amino acids)
Biological process (GO): signal transduction
Molecular function (GO): hormone activity; apelin receptor binding
Source: RefSeq, a predicted model, not a curated record
AUGACCGGGCGGGCGGCGGGGCCGGGCCGGGCUCUCACCGCCUACAAAUGCGGCUCCCCCGCAGCGGGGCCGCCGCCGCCGCCACCGCCGCCCCGCAGCCCCCCCAGCAUGGCCGCGCCGCGCUGGCUCCUGGCGCUGCUGCUGCUCUGGCUCGCCCUGGCCGCCGCGGGGCCGCUGGGCCAGGCGCCGGACGGGAAGGAUGCGGAGGACGGCCUCAUCCGAACCCUGGUGCGGCCGCGGGGUGCGCGGCGCGGGGCUGGGCACCGGCCGAGCGGCUGGAGGAGGUACCGGCGGCCCCGGCCCCGGCUUUCCCACAAGGGCCCCAUGCCCUUCUGAGGCAGGGUUGCCACCAGCCUUCCAGGGACGUGGCUCCCAUCGCCCGCUCUGUGUCCUAGCCUGCUCUGCUCGUCUCCUGGCCCCGAGCGCAGGGUCCCACCUGUGAGCCCUCAGCUGGCGUCACCUCCUCCUGCGGCUGUCCCUGGUGGCCCCGGCACCAUGUCUGGCACUGCGGGUGCCUCCUGCCUCUCCUCACCGCCUCCUGGGGCUGGCUGGGAGUGGGUCACCCAUGUAGCUCAUGGUGGGGCCAGGUGCUGCCACGCUGCCCCUGUCCCAGUGGGUGCGGGGCUGCCCUGGGCAUCGGCUUGCUGGGACCUGUGGGCUUUGCGCAAAGCACUUUGUCAGGCAGAGGAGCUUCUCUGCAGGGGUCUGUGAGCUCCCUUGGGGCUCCUGCCCGGUCCCUGCUAGUCACCCGCAUGCCGGGGUGAGCACACAGCUUGUCGUGGGGAGGGGUCUAUUUAUUCCCAUGGUGCUAAUCCCACACGCUGGGUGAGCUGCCUUCCUCUCCCUGGCGAGCGUGGGGUCCCCUUCCCACUGGCAGACCUGCCUCCUGGGGACCCCCAAGGCGUGGGGUGACCACCCAGGACACAGCUUGGGGUUCUGGGCCCCUCUGCCUGCUCCAUGCCAUGGGACAGUGGGAGAAUGGAGGGGCACGGGGGUCUCUGUCAAACACUGACAUAUGCCAAAGGGGGGGCCCUUGCUCUGAGUGCCACUGGGUCCUGUUGACCACGUCUCUUGUGUCUGUAAAGAUUUAUUCUGUGUAAAUACAUCUUUAUAAUAAAGAGUUAUGAUGACAGCAAA